UCUCUUUACAGGAUGCUUCAGACGCCGUAGAGAUUCUGUAACCAGAAGACUCCUGACAUGGCUUUCUCGGGAUCAGCUAUCUUUGCCAAUGCAACAUUUGUUCGUCCCCCCACAUUUUACAUCAAUGGAUUUUAUAACAUCCCUCAUGCAAAGUACUACUAUGUGUUUCUUUGCUUUGUGUAUGCAGUGACUGUUUUAGGUAAUUCUUUUAUAAUGGGGACCAUAUACCUGGCACGUUCUCUCCACACAGCAAAGUACAUAGCUGUGUUCAACCUUGCUGUUUCUGAUCUGUGUGGAAGUUCUGCUCUUAUUCCAAAGCUUGUGGAGAUGUUUCUGUUUAAUAACCAAUACAUUUCUUAUGAAGCCUGUCUAACAAACAUGUUUUUUGUCUUAUUUUUUAUGACUUUACAGUCAUUAACUCUGCUUGUUUUGGCCUAUGACAGGGUGGUAGCUAUAUGUUUUCCAUUGAGGUAUAAUGCUAUUGUGACUAAAGCAGCAAUGACAUUAAUUGUUGGUGUUGCAUGGAUUUUUUCCAUAGCCAUCAUUGCCAUCCUUGUAGCCAUGAUUACCAGAUUGUCUUUCUGUAGAUCCACUACAGUUGACAGCUACUUCUGUGAUCAUGGUCCUCUCUAUAUUUUAGCUUGUAAUGACAAGUCUAUAAGUUAUGUCAUGGCUGUCACCUGUUUUGUUGUACUGGCUUGUCUUCCAAUGAUAUUAAUAACAGUCUCAUAUAUCUGUAUUGGAAUUGCUUUGCUUAAAAUCUCACAUGGUGUUGAGCGAAUGAAAGCUAUGAAAACAUGCACUUCCCAUCUUAUAUUGGUUUCUCUAUUUUAUUUCCCAUUUUUUAGCAUUAACAUUUUAUCUCUCACAUCAUCUAUAAAAGCAAACGAUAGAAUGAUCAACUCUGCCCUGACUCAAACUAUUCCUCCUAUGUUAAACCCCAUUAUCUACACUCUCAAAACAGAAGAGGUCAUGCAGGCUAUUAAAAUACUCUACAAACAAGCGAAAGUGGUAAUUCUACGUGGAAUAGCCCUGCCCAGCAGUCACAUUAGCAUUUCCCCAUGGAUGAAGACUGAAGGUGAAAAAAGAGCAUUUUAGGCAGGUUAAGUAUCUGGCUGAAAAUAAACACUACAUUUGGUGCAAAAUUGUGAAAAGUGAAAUUUGGUACCUGAAAUGAAAUUUAUUAGCACAUUACUUUACAAGUUUACUUUAAACCCAGUGGAACAAGUAAUUAAUAUUUUAAAAGGUAAUACUUUACUGAUGGCUUUAACUAAUGAUUAUUAUGGUGUGCAGAAUUACCAUUCUGUAGUUUAUUUUCUUUAAAAUAUUUUUCAUGCAUAUUAAAAUGUCUUUAUGUGUGGAAAUGUCUUUAUGCACAUCAAAUUACAAACCUAUUGUAGUUGUUUCAUAUCUUCUGUGGAAAUACAAGAUUACCCAACAGAGGCUAAUCAGAGCUUUAAAAUGUUCAAGACUUGUCUGACCUUGGUGAUAAAAUUAUCCUUCAAACCAGUUAUGAUAUGCAAGUCCCUGUAAAGUUAAGAGAAUGGAUCAAUCUCCCGAAAUGUUGGUAUGGCCAUAACGUUUAAUAUAUGUGCAUUUGUAAGCUUAAAUUUUUGUUCUCACAUCAAAGACUUGAAAUUAACUUUUUAUUGUACCUUUAUUUCAGUUUGCUAUAAUUACAUUAAUGGUGCUCUGAAAUUUGUAAACUUGUUUACAGACCCUUUCACUUGUGGCCCAUAUAAGUGCCACAGGUGUAGGUGAUACAAAGCCCUUUUCUCUAAAGUAAAAUGAACAUUUCUUAUCAAACAUGAGACCUAUUACCUACACUGUAAAACCCGAUAAGUUGACUAAACUCAAAACUUUGGUUGUAACCGAUUACCUAAUAAAUUUUAAGUUCAUGUAAUAUAUUUUUUUAAAGUACAGUGAACUUAACAAAUAAAUAUACAUAUAUAUUUAAAAUUAAUAUUUUCCUGAACUUGUUUUUAGUCUUCUUUCUGGUUUCAUUCAACUAUUUUUUAAAAUACACAUAGAAAAGUAGAUGAAAGAAAACAGUAAAGAAAUCAAAGUACUGAGAGCACAGCGAGAACACAGAGUUACUGCAGCUCAGUAAAUGAUGCUUGUUCUACAACCUACAACACAGAGGCCAAGCAUUUAAUCAUAAUAUGUGAUCUACAAGUUUAUCUAAGGUAGCCCCGGGUGAAUCACUACACACUGAUGGUGAGUGUCAAAAACUCUUGGACACACCGAGUAUGCAAAUUGAUUGUGACAGAAGCCAAUGGAAAAGAAUCUGUUAAUGGCAACAGACUAAACUCAGUUAUUAUAAGUUGAUUCAACUCAAAGAUCUCAGUUUAAGUGUAUCUGUGCCCACAAAUGUUCAACUAACUCAAAAUAGUUGAGUAUUGUUUAGAAAUCUCAAAUUUUAUGCAAAACAGACUCAAUUUAUUUGAGUUUAAACAACUUCUGGGUUUACAGUGUAUGUAAUGCUUGAAUAGAAAUCCUCACGUUUAAGGUGUGUAAUAUCAGGCAGAAAUUUGUCAAAAUGCAUGCAUGUUAAGGGGUGCAUGUUAAUUUAACACUAAUAGUGUUAAUUUAAUACUGGCAGAUUUACUGUGCAGCAAUUGCCAUUUGAAUGAAGAAACUAAUCUUAAAGUCAUUUGUAGAUAUUUGUAUUUAUUUUUAUGCAUACUGCUAAUAAUACUCAUUGAAGAUACCAUGGAAAGGAAAUACAACAAUUAAAAUAGUCUAAAUUACUUAAAAAAAAGAUGAUGGAAUUUUCUGGCUUCAAUCAUAUGUGAAUCACUGUCUCUGCUUGCUUUGAGUGACUGAUUAGUUAUUUUUAAUUAGAUUAUUAUAUAGAUAGACAUAUCUGUGUAUAUAAGCAUAAAUGUAUGAACUUAAACAUUAAAACCACUGUGUCUAAUAUACUGAUGAUCAUCUGUGUGUCACUGAGAUCUAUUAAUGUGCCCUGUAGUAUCUGGCAUCAAUACAAGGUUCUUUAACCCCCGUCAGUUACAAGGUGGAUCAACUGCAUAUCUGUUGCAGAUGCAGGUCAUCCCACUAGUAAAUGGUGCACACAUACCCUGUCAUCCAAGUUAAUAUAAAGGAAAACAGAAACAAUUUCUAAAUAUUUUCCACAAUUUGCUUCUGAGAUAUUCUGCUUUUCUGUAAUGCUCUGUUUUACUCAGUGAGUUAUAUACAAAUUGCUUCUAUUGCACCUGUUUUAUUUAUGUUAGUACACCUCACUUUUCAGCAUUUGUUGCCCCGUCCAA
Astyanax mexicanus (Mexican tetra) is the source of this 3269-nucleotide messenger RNA. RefSeq names its product olfactory receptor 1J4-like. Gene Ontology annotation, molecular function: olfactory receptor activity; G protein-coupled receptor activity. Gene Ontology annotation, biological process: G protein-coupled receptor signaling pathway. NCBI's taxonomy places the organism in Eukaryota, Metazoa, Chordata, Actinopteri, Characiformes, Acestrorhamphidae. The transcript has 2 exons. The record is from RefSeq and is a predicted model, not a curated record. The coding region runs from base 58 to 1098 and encodes 346 amino acids. Gene Ontology annotation, cellular component: membrane.